AUGUGGCGUCGUCGACGCGUCGUGGCGUUUGUUUUUGCGUUGUGCGCCGCGUGUGUGAGCGAAUCGAACGCCGCGCGAAGCGUCGAGGUGGCUCUGAGCGCUGGGUGGAAUUCGACGUCGAUCUCGCUCGAGGCGCUCGCCUACGCGCUGGACGUCGACCGCGACGCGUUCUGGACGCUCGCACGAUCGUUAGACGAGGGUGUGCGUGAUUCGAAGACGGAGUGCGAUGGAUUCAUCGAUGAAGCGUCGAGGCGGGCGCACGGAAGCGCGGCGAGCGCGCGAGCGGCGGGACUGGCGCGCGGAUUACGCGUCGCGUCUCCGCGGGUGGCGGCGACGCGCGAUCAAGCGGAGACGGAUGUAGGGACGAGCGAUGGGUGCUGCAGAGUGAUGUAUGAGGGAGAGACGUACGGCGAGGUCGAGGCGUUAGGUCGAGCGAUCGAGGGCGGAACGACGGAGGGCGCGAGGGGACGGCGAGCGGAGCCGCGCGACGCGUUUUGGAGGGAUGAGAACGUCAAUAUUUCUACGGCGAUCGCGUACGCGGCGCCGGGAACCACUUGUUUCGCGCAAAUGCACGAGAUUUUAGCGGGCGCGAGCGACGCAGGGCGGUUGAAUUACGUGUUGAGGCCGACGCUCUUCGACGGGUGCGCUCGGGAUGAUGGGUGCGCGGCGCUCGGCCAGACCGGGGAUAACCUCCGUCUUGCGGGGUUCGGUGUGGAGCUUGCGGUGAAAAAUAUGGAAUACAAGGCCAUUGAUGAUAGCAAAGUCAAAACCGAUGGUGGUGAAAGCGAAGACGGGAGUGACGAUGAGGCGACAACGGUGUCGCCUGGCGCGGAGCUCAAGGAUGAGAGCGUACUCGGUUUCAAUUUCGCCAAGCUGAGCGAGACAUAUCCGGAUCACGUCGAAGGACUGCGUUCCUUCCGAGAUGAACUUGUGGGUAAGGCGCAAUUAAGUUCAGACGCGCCGUUAAAAUUGUGGGAUAUCGGUAAUUUGGGUCUUCAAGCGACACAGCGCAUCGCGCUCGCAGACGACCCACUCCGGGAAUUGGUGGAACUCUCUCAAAAUUUCCCAUCUCUCGCGAACGGGCUCUCGCGAAUGAAACUGAACUCCACACUUGUGAACGAGGUGAAGGGAAACCACAAGAUGGUUUACCCAGGUGGGCUCGUGAUGUCACUCAACGGAGAAAACCUCGAGCUGGACACCAUCGACAUUUACACCCUAACGGAUAUCAUUUCGAAAGAAAUCCAGCACUCGCAAACGUUGAGCCGACUCGGUCUGUCGGAAUCUGCCGUUUCACGGCUUCUUCGGUUGCCUGGCAGAUCCGGUGCUAGUGUGAAGGUGAACAUGACGAGCGACUCCAUCAUUUUUUUCAACGACGUGGAGAAGGACUUGAAGUACAAACGUUGGAGCAAGAACCUUGGCCAGCUACGUUUCCAAGCGCAAGGAGGAUUCCACAGGGUGAAGUACAACAUGUACAAUCUUGCCGUCUUCCUCGAUCCGUCUAAGCCGUCGACGUGGGAUGUCAUCGGCAUGAUGGCUCAUUUUCAACAGAGCACUGUCCCGGUACGAAUGGCUCAAGUAGUAGUCACGAAAUUGGGUAACGAAGAUCCGGAACUCAAGGUCCUUGGUGAAAGGGUGUACCCGGACGUGGGAGAGCCUGUGAUGCGAGCGGCUAACUACAUUUUGCAGCAGUACGGAGCAGUUGCUCAGCACGAGUUCUUAGCGGCUAUUGCUGCUAGUCGUCGUCCACACCAGGAUUCUUCACCGUGGGCACCGCCGAUGUACUAUCCACCAUCCGUGUCCAUGGCUCGCGCAGCAUUUGUUAAAACACUGAACAAGUAUGCCGACGAUAGCGAAUUUGAAGCAGACGAACUGUUCGACGAGUUUGAGUCAUCGGACUCACCAAAGGCGGAUAAAUAUGUGGACGCCGUUCGUGCUCACGUGUUGGGCAAAGGUUUGACGACUCAGUCCUUCUUAUUGAACGGAGAGUACGGAGAUGAAAUGAUGGCCUUCAGAGGCCAAGCGACGCUCGACCAGCUCAUCGUUCACAGUUUGCGCCAGGAGAUGUCGAGGAUGCAGCGCCUUGCCUUCACAGACGAGUUGACAGAGGCCACCAAGAACAUGGCCGAGUUUGUGCAACAGGGCGCCACGACGAAGUAUGUGCCGUGGAUCGUAGAUACGCAGAAGUUUCCUCCUGUUUAUCACGCACCGAUUCCCUUUGCAUCGAUCGACGCACUCGAGUACGUUCAACACGGAGAUAUUGACGUAGUGAAGGCGAUGUCGCUGGUGGUCGUUGCCGACGGUGAUACAGAUUUAGGAGCAGCAAUGAUCGCGGCGGCGGUGUCCCACGUAUCGUCACACGCUGGAAGGAAUUCAAGAGUCACGGUCGUGCACUCGGGCGUGAAUGUUCUCGGUGAGCGUGCUCGCGCCAUCCAAGCCGCAUUACAUGUCCCCACGCGCAGGACGAAGAUCGCCAAAUUUCUUGAAGAGCUUCUCUCAUCGCGCGAAGCAUCCGCAGAGGAGAUCGCUGAACGAGUGGGACUGAAUGCGGAUGACUUCAACCGAGUCUCGAACGACGAGAAGCUCAUGGUUGACGUGGUGCAGCACAGCAAACGAUUCUUAUCGUAUCAUAGAAUGAAUUCACACUGCGCCAUCGUCGCAAAUGGCAGAGUACUCGAUCUCACAGAGAGAAAGUGCACGAUAGAUGUCACUGACAUCGAUGCGUUGGUAGAAGUUGAAAUGGCGCAACGGUCGACGUAUAUUUUCGACGUUGUCUCGACGGAAAUGCUCGGUAAAUCUGAGCCUAUCAUCGAGCCCAAGUUGCUUUCUCAGGCGAUCUCUGACGCCGCCGCGCUUGUAGCUGUUAAGCAAAAGAAAGCAUCCAACAAGCGUACGGUAGAGAGUCUGGACAAGCUCAUCGCUCAGGCGAAAAGUACGGCUUUCGUGGCGGGCACGGGUACAAUCGUUCAGAUAGAGGCAGUUCUCGAUCCUUUGAGCAAAGAAGCGCAGCGCGUGGCGCCGGUGCUCGCUCUUUUACGAGACCGGUUACCCGAUGAGGUGACGAUUCGGGUCGUACUCAAUCCCAGGGCGGCUUUACAAGACCUACCGUUGAAGUCAUAUUAUCGCUACGCUUUGCCACCUGCAACGCUUGAUGCUGAUCCUCUCGUGGUGAUCACUAACGUGCCUACUCACAAGACGUUGACGACGCAUGUCGAUUUCCCAGAGCCUUGGAUGGUCACGACGCACAAGGCGAAGUAUGACCUGGACAAUCUCAUACUCAAAGACAUAAAGGAGAAGGUAGUGAGUGCAGAGUAUAGACUUGAGUCGAUUCUCAUCACCGGUCACGUGAGUGACGUCGACAAAGACCAAACACCGGCUCGCGGGACACAACUCAUUCUCGAGGACAAGAACACGGCGGUGAAUCCGGGCACCAUCGUCAUGUCUAAUCUUGGCUACUUCCAGCUUCCCUCUUCACCGGGACGGCAUAGGUUAUCUCUACGUGCCGGUGCGUCGGCAGAUAUCUUCGCCUUCAAGGAAGUCCACGACCUUCUCGUCGCCGACUCAGAAAAAUUGCGCGUUUCUGAUGACGAACUCUCUAUCGAUGUCUUAGUUGAUUCGUUCGCUGGACUCCGUCUCGAUAUUUCACUGAAACGACGUGCAGGUAUGGAAACGGCGGACGUAUUAGACGCCGGGCUCUCUUCUACGUCUCCUUCGGGAUGGCUCUCAAAAGUGCUCAAGAAGAAGAGCAACGAGCGUAUUCACAUUUUUAGUGUUGCCUCGGGUCACCUGUAUGAGAGAUUCCUCAAAAUCAUGAUGGCUUCAGUGAAGCGUUCGACCAAGAAUCCUGUGAAGUUCUGGUUCAUCAAAAACUGGCUUUCCCCAUCGUUCAAGGACUUCCUGCCGCACAUGGCUGAGAAGUACGACUUUGAGUACGAGCUCGUGAGCUACAAGUGGCCCACGUGGUUGAACAAACAGACGGAGAAACAAAGGAUUAUCUGGGCGUAUAAAAUUCUCUUCUUGGACGUCCUGUUCCCGCUCGAGCUUAAUAAAGUAAUAUUCGUCGACGCGGACCAAAUAGUUCGCGCGGACAUGAGCGAGCUUUGGAACAUGAACCUCCACGGUGCGCCGUACGGGUACACGCCGAUGUGCGACAAUAACAAAGAGAUGGAGGGGUUCCGAUUCUGGAAGCAAGGAUUCUGGCAGACUCAUCUCAGAGGGAAGCCUUACCACAUUAGCGCACUUUAUGUGGUCGAUUUGGAUCGUUUCCGUGCCGUUGCUGCGGGAGAUAGGCUGAGAGUGAUGUACGAUUCGCUCUCGCGCGAUCCGGGGUCGUUGGCGAAUCUCGAUCAAGACUUGCCAAAUUACGCCCAGCACGACGUCCCGAUCUUUUCCCUCCCCAUGCCCUGGCUGUGGUGCGAAUCGUGGUGCGGUAACGAGACGAAAGCGGCUGCGAAGACGAUCGAUCUGUGCAAUAAUCCGCUGACGAAGGAGCCAAAGCUUGAGGGCGCUCGUCGCAUCGUCGCCGAAUGGCCCGAACUCGACGCUGAGGUUCGCGCGUUCACGGAGGUCGUAGAGCACGGUUGGCGCGCAUCCGAACCGACGGUGAAAGAUGAACUAUGA
Molecule: messenger RNA, 4617 nt
Organism: Ostreococcus tauri
Lineage: Eukaryota; Viridiplantae; Chlorophyta; Mamiellophyceae; Mamiellales; Bathycoccaceae
Product: UDP-glucose:Glycoprotein Glucosyltransferase
Exons: 1
Coding region: 1-4617 (1538 amino acids)
Cellular component (GO): endoplasmic reticulum
Molecular function (GO): UDP-glucose:glycoprotein glucosyltransferase activity
Source: RefSeq, a predicted model, not a curated record